Molecule: messenger RNA, 1914 nt
Organism: Pan troglodytes (chimpanzee)
Lineage: Eukaryota; Metazoa; Chordata; Mammalia; Primates; Hominidae
Gene: DNAJC8
Product: DnaJ heat shock protein family (Hsp40) member C8
Exons: 11
Coding region: 463-1224 (253 amino acids)
Cellular component (GO): nucleus
Source: RefSeq, a predicted model, not a curated record
AGGUAGGAACGGGUGGGGCGAUUGGCAGUUUAAGGAUUGGAAGGCCCUUGGGAGAUCUAGGGCUGGACUUGGGACCCGGUGAGCCUCACCGGAAAUAUCGUUCCUCUUCAGCCUGCUCUCUCUUUCCGAAGGCCCCACCGGCUUCCCGGAUGGAGCCCGCGCCCCGGUCGACAUUCUCGGACUGCAGAGAGACAGGGACACUGGUAAAGAUGAGAGAAUUGGGCCAGAUUAUCUACCUGAUUGAUGAUUAUAAAAAUACCUUCUUUGGGGCUGGGCGUGGUGUCUCACACCUGUAAUCCCAGCACUUCGGGAGGCCGAGGCGGAUGGAUCAUGAGUGCCUGGCUGGGCUGCGAGCCCUUUAAGAACCUCUCAGACGGGAGGCGGGGCUAGAGGAGCGGACCUGUAAGAAUCACGUGAGGCGACGCCGGCGCAGAAGGGUCACGUGGUGGCUGGGCCGGGGAAAUGGCGGCUUCAGGAGAGAGCGGGACUUCAGGCGGCGGAGGCAGCACCGAGGAAGCAUUUAUGACCUUCUACAGUGAGGUGAAACAAAUAGAGAAGAGAGACUCGGUUCUAACUUCGAAAAAUCAGAUUGAAAGACUGACCCGUCCUGGUUCCUCUUACUUCAAUUUGAACCCAUUUGAGGUUCUUCAGAUAGAUCCUGAAGUUACAGAUGAAGAAAUAAAAAAGAGGUUUCGGCAGUUAUCCAUCUUGGUGCAUCCUGACAAAAAUCAAGAUGAUGCUGACAGAGCACAAAAGGCUUUUGAAGCUGUGGACAAAGCUUACAAGUUGCUACUGGAUCAGGAGCAAAAGAAGAGGGCCCUGGAUGUAAUUCAGGCAGGAAAAGAAUACGUGGAACACACUGUGAAAGAGCGAAAAAAACAAUUAAAGAAGGAAGGAAAACCUACAAUUGUAGAGGAGGAUGAUCCUGAGCUGUUCAAACAAGCUGUAUAUAAACAGACAAUGAAACUCUUUGCAGAGCUGGAAAUUAAAAGGAAAGAGAGAGAAGCCAAAGAGAUGCAUGAAAGGAAACGACAAAGGGAAGAAGAGAUUGAAGCUCAAGAAAAAGCCAAACGGGAAAGAGAGUGGCAGAAAAACUUUGAGGAAAGUCGAGAUGGUCGUGUGGACAGCUGGCGAAACUUCCAAGCCAAUACAAAGGGGAAGAAAGAGAAGAAAAAUCGGACCUUCCUGAGACCACCGAAAGUAAAAAUGGAGCAACGUGAGUGACCACCCAAGGUCACAGGCACAGAACCUUUCCCCUGCUAUCUCCCUUCCUGCUUCGAAGGACUCAUUCUUUCCUCCCACUUCCACCCCAACAUAGAGUAGUAUUUGCUUUUUAGUCCAUUUUGUUUUCAAUACGAUUUAAUAUCGAUCAGAGUAAUUCUUUUGUACAUUGAAAUGAGGGGCUUGGUUUAAAAAAAGACCUUUCCCUCUCCCUGCCCCUAGAACAACCAGUAUUAGAAGGUGCCACCGUUGGUGCUGCCUUCUCUUCCCACAGCCUGUAACUCAGUGUUUUGUACUUCACUGAAUUGUGAUGGUUAGAAACUUCGUGGAUAGUUUGUGGAAAUCAUCCAAUUAAACAUACUGCUUAAAACGGUGUUGCUGUGACUUCAGAGACAAGCCUGGAAGGGGCACCUUAGGAAGCCCCUUCGCUUCAGUUGCUCGCUUCUGGGUGUGCUCCCUUCGAAGGCCCAGAUAAGACAGGGAACACUUGUGAGCACACAGAGGAGCAUCUGAUGCCCUGUGGUGUUUGGCAUGUGCCCCCGUCUACUGACCAAUCAGUGUGGCAUGAGGCCCACGCCACGCAAACCUUUCACUUUCCAAAGAGCUAGCCGUCCUCCACCCAGUACCAUGUCCUAGCCUGUCUGCAUUUGUUAGUGGUAAUAUUCUUUAUGUAUAAUAAAUUUUUAUACCCAA